Molecule: messenger RNA, 561 nt
Organism: Nymphaea colorata (pocket water lily)
Lineage: Eukaryota; Viridiplantae; Streptophyta; Magnoliopsida; Nymphaeales; Nymphaeaceae
Product: NADH dehydrogenase [ubiquinone] 1 alpha subcomplex subunit 2
Exons: 3
Coding region: 119-412 (97 amino acids)
Source: RefSeq, a predicted model, not a curated record
UGCGUGAACUACACCAAUUAUGUGUCCCUGUGAGCUUUCGUGAAAUUGUGCUUAGAUCAUCGAAUUCGAGGCGAGGCGACUACUUCAGAGAGAGAGAGCGCGCAAACAGUGGAGGGCGAUGGCGUGGAGAGGGCAUCUGUCUCGGAACCUGAAGGAGCUCCGUCUCCAUUUCUGCCAGACUUCUCCUGCCAGCGAUUCUGCCAGGGAGUUUGUGCUUCGGAAUUACAAGGACUUGAAGACCCUUAACCCGACCUUUCCCAUCCUCAUCAGAGAAUGCAGCGGAGCUGAGCCCCAAUUGUGGGCUAGAUAUGACAUGGGCGUUGAAAGACUGGUUAGGUUGAAAGGUCUGACAGAACCACAAAUUGUAAAGAAGCUGGAAGAACUUGUCAAGGCCGGGGAACCCAUGCCGUGAUUCUGUUGUGCUUCAAUGUAGUUCUGUUCUCGUUUUCACUUGGAAAUAAUGUACUUUGUAUGGUUUGGAGCAUUUUCUUCUACCAUGUUGGAACGGUUUCUUGUUUUGACGUCAAAAAGGUGAAACUAGUUCAAGCUGGAUUGGAUUCA